AAGAAAGAAGAAACCAAGGCUGCGCCCAAGCCUCCUUCCAAGUCGCACCUCAAACCUCCUCGGCAGGCGCCCUCGGCCUGGCAGCUCUUCUUUGCUGACGAGCUUAACAAGGCCAAGGCUGCCGCUGCGGCCGAGGCUGGUUCGACGCCAGGCGGUACUCCCAUCCAUCCCAAGCUGAAUGUCGCUCAGAUCGCCAAGGACGCUGGUGUCGCGUACGCCAGUUUGUCCGAGGAUCGCAAAGCUUACUACGCCCGCAAAGUCGAGGAGGGCAAGGUGCAGUACCAGAAGGACCUGGCUGCAUGGCAGGCUACCCUCACCCCUGAAGACAUCAAGACCGAGAACGCUUUCCGCGCACAGCAGCGAAAAGAUGGCAAGUCGCGUAAGGGCAACCUCAAAGAUCCGAAUGCGCCCAAGAAGCCUCUGUCGGCUUACUUCUUGUUCCUCAAAGGUAUCCGCGAGAAUGACGACCUGCGCAAGUCUGUGUGGGCCGACGAGGCUGAAACGACGCGUCAGAGCGUGCUUGCUGCCGAGAGGUGGCGUGGCCUUUCUGACGACGAGAAGAGGCCCUACUUGCAGCAGGCCGAGAAAGACAAGCAAGAAUACGAAGCGCUGCGCAAGAUUUACGAAGACGAUGCGGCUGCC
This is a messenger RNA of Cutaneotrichosporon oleaginosum, 642 nucleotides long. RefSeq lists its product as uncharacterized. The record is from RefSeq and is a predicted model, not a curated record. Gene Ontology annotation, molecular function: DNA binding, bending. NCBI's taxonomy places the organism in Eukaryota, Fungi, Basidiomycota, Tremellomycetes, Trichosporonales, Trichosporonaceae.